Neurospora hispaniola is the source of this 1876-nucleotide messenger RNA. Its product is annotated as major facilitator superfamily domain-containing protein. Gene Ontology annotation, biological process: transmembrane transport. Bases 262 to 1842 code for a protein of 526 amino acids. Gene Ontology annotation, cellular component: membrane. Lineage: Eukaryota; Fungi; Ascomycota; Sordariomycetes; Sordariales; Sordariaceae. Gene Ontology annotation, molecular function: transmembrane transporter activity. The transcript is spliced from 2 exons. The record is from RefSeq and is a predicted model, not a curated record.
GAUCCCCAGUUUCCCCAGUCUCCCCAGACCUUUAGCACCAGAACGGAAUACGGCCCAGCAUUAGCGUACAUCAUGGUGGACUUUCCCCGUGCCUCGAUGGGAACAUAAAGAGGAGCCGGUCCAGCCCUUCGUGUUCCCACCUGGGUUCACUCCGUCCUUCAUCCCCAGACAGGAAGGUAGCCGGCCAUCUACCACCUAGUUGACCACACCCUACCCGAUUCGCUUCGACCUUAGGUUGCCAGUCCAGUCAAUUGUGCAACCAUGGCAGACGGCGGAGUCGGAGUCCUCGCCCACAAGGCUUCGGGCGACCUUGAAGACAUAGAAGACGGGCCCCAGGUGACCGAGACCGAGAACCAGCGCGUCACUCUAACAGAGGAAGAUAACCGCCGCAUCCUCCGCAAAACAGACCUGACCAUUCUCCCCAUCCUCGCUUGGGUCUACUUCCUCCAAAUCCUCGACAAGACCGUGCUCGGCUACGGCGCCAUCUUCGGCCUGCGCGAAGACGCCCACCUCCAAGGCAACCAGUACAGUCUGAUUGGGUCCAUUGCCCCCAUCGCCCAGCUAGCAUGGCAGCCUUUUUCCUCGAUUCUGAUCAUCAAGGUCCCGCAUCGCAUCCUGAUGUCCGUUCUCGUUCUCGGCUGGGGCAUCGCCCAAUGUCUGACGCCCCUGUGCAAGACCUUUUCUGCCCUGCUGGCUGUUCGCUUCUUCUUGGGCCUGUUCGAGGCCGGUUGUUUGCCGCUGUUCUCCGUCAUCACGGCGCAUUGGUACCGGAGGAGCGAGCAGCCCGUCAGAGUGGCGGGGUGGUACGGCACCAAUGGUCUGGCAACCAUCUUUGCGGCGGCGCUGUCGUUUGGUUUGGCCAAGAUCCAUAGCCACGUGUUGGCGUCGUGGCAGAUUAUCUUUUUGUUCACGGGGCUGAUGACGGUUGUUACGGUGCCCUUCAUUUACUGGAAGCUGGAUAACAACGUCCAUUCGGCAAGGUUUUUGACUGCGGAGGAGAAGCUAAAGGCCAUUGAGCGGUUGAGGGCCAACAACAACGGCACCAGCGAUGGCGAGGCGCACAAGUUCAAGUGGGCCCAGGUUGGAGAGGUUUUCUUGGAUAUCAAAACAUACCUCUUCAUUGCCAUGUCUUUGGCAAAUAACCUCGGCGCACAGGUGGUCAACACCUUUGGUCCGUUGAUUCUGAGCGGCCUAGGAUUCGACAACCACAAGACCACGCUGCUCAACAUCCCCUUCGGCGCCGUCCAGUACGUUGUCAUUCUCGGCGUCGCCUGGACGAGUGUGAAGUUGCGGUCGGGCAAGGGUUUUGCCCUCUUGAUUAUUCUCCUCCCCAUCCUGGCGGGCAUCUCUAUGCUCUAUGUCCUUCCCCGUGACAAGUCGCACAUUGCGCCCCUGCUGGUGGGCUACUACUUCCUCGCCUUCAUCUUUGGCUGCAACACGCUGGUGGUCUCGUGGAUUCUCGCGAACACUGCGGGAUCGACCAAGAGCAGUAUCAUGAUGUCGCUGUUCAACGCUGCUUCUUCGGCGGGCAACAUCAUUGGCCCCUUGUUGUUCGACACGGCCGAUGCCCCUGCUUACACGCCCGGGCUAAAGGCCACGCUGGGAGUGUACAGCAUGAUGGCGGCGGUUGUGCUGCUGCAGCUGGGCAACUUGGUAUUGCUGAACAAGAUGCAGGAGAAGAAGCGCGUGGCGAAUGGCAAGCCGGCCAAGCUGCAUGAUGCUUCGAUGGAUAAGAAGUUCAAUGCGGCGGGUGCCGCCCAAGCCCAAGAAGGCGACAUUGGAAGUCGGGCGUUCUUGGACCUGACGGAUCGUCAGAACGACGAGUUCAUUUAUGUAUAUUAGUCUUUUUUUGGCCUGCUUUCUCCCAUUGUGCUUG